Messenger RNA from Effrenium voratum, 1197 nucleotides. The record is from the annotation of a GenBank genome assembly. Lineage: Eukaryota; Dinophyceae; Suessiales; Symbiodiniaceae.
AUGACCGACCCGUCCCGCGCCUGCAGCGCCCAAGCGCCGCUCGGAGCCUUCAGCCCCAGCCCCGCAGUGUCCGCCUUCGAUCGCUGGCGCCUGCCCUGCGACGAUGGCAAGCUCCUGGUGCUGCGAUCCACCGACUCCGCGGAGCAGGCAGGGGGGGGGGGGGAGGAGAUGACGGCCUAUUGGCGCGCCCAGGCGAGGAAGCAGCUGGAGCGAUCCCGCGAUGCCAACACGACGCUUCUCAUGGGCUCCGUCCGCAGCGAGGCGUCCCGGGCGUCUGCCCCGCAGCCCACGGACACCUUGCGCCCUGAGGAGCUGAAAUCGGACGUGGAUUUGGGCCAGCGGGUGGACCGGUUGCAGCUCGAGAGCUGCCAAGCGGAGAUCCAGGGCUUCAAGAAGAAGCUGGUGCUGCUGGAGGAGUUCAACACGGAGCUGUGCCAUCUGAAGGCCAAGGCGGAGUCGGAGGCCGUGGGCCUAGAGGAGCAGAUCAUGCGGCUCCAGAUCGAGAACAAGAAGCUCCAGGACGCGUCCGCGCGGCAGAGCGCGCAGUUGAGGGACCUGCGGAGCUUGCGGGGCGGGGAGUCUCAGCAGCUCCAGAGCCUCGAGGUGCAGAUGCAGGAGCAGAUGUCGGCCGCCGCCGAGCAGCUCGCGGAUGCCACAAGCCGCUGGACUGGCUGCGGGCUUUCCAGCUGCAUCCUGAGCCUUUGGGAGAGGCUCUGGGGCCUGGACGACUUCGUCGCAGAGCUGGCAGGUCUGCGCGAGGAGCGGGACACGCUGAAGGAGGACCUGCACAUCGCGCUGAGCGCCGCCGGGCCCCCCGACGCGCGAAACCGAGCCUCAAGGCGGACAGAGGAGGGCCCCCUGGACCGGGCCGCGGCGCUGGAGGCGGACCUGGAGAUGGCCGAGAAGAUGCUGCGGGCCUGCGAGAAGGAGAACGAGAGCCUGGCACAGCAGAACCGCCAGCUCCGGCAGGGCGCCAGGCUGCAGCGGGAGGAGGUGGACGGGCGUCAGCUGCAGCUGGUCUCGGAGCUCAACGCCGCGAAGGCGGAGGCGAACCCCGCCUCCAUGCGCCGGCUCACGGACUUGGAGCGAGAGCUCCAGACGACCAAGGAGCGUGCGGAGGAGCACGCCCGGGAGCUGGCGCCUUGGCAGAGUGCGAGCGGUGCCGGGAGGCGCGGCGGCAGCUGGAGCGGGAGAUGA